Molecule: messenger RNA, 1153 nt
Organism: Pectinophora gossypiella (pink bollworm)
Lineage: Eukaryota; Metazoa; Arthropoda; Insecta; Lepidoptera; Gelechiidae
Product: pancreatic triacylglycerol lipase-like
Exons: 6
Coding region: 17-1078 (353 amino acids)
Biological process (GO): lipid metabolic process
Molecular function (GO): lipase activity
Source: RefSeq, a predicted model, not a curated record
CGAGUUCGUUUGCAAAAUGAAGUUGACUGUCCUACUACUCUUUGUUGCUUCAGUCUAUGGGUCGCCCAUAGAAGAAGGGCUUGAAGUUCAAGUACAAAGUGAGGUAGACCUUGGACAAGAUGAAGUGGCAAAGCCUUUUGGCGAACUACCGACUGAGGAAAAGACAUACCCGCGUUUCAUCGAAUUCCCUGAUGGGGAAGGAAAUAUGCAUACAGUCGAUUUAGAGGCAGAGCCAAAUAUGGAAGCUAUUGAAGACUAUACAAGGAAUCCUAAUAACAAUGAAUAUCUUUUGUGGACUAGGCGUACCCAAAUAUUCUCUGAGACGUUAGAGAUGAAUAACGCGAACUCGAUCACGAGGUCUAGUUUCAACCCCAAUGUACCAACUGUUGUUAUUGUUCACGGCUGGCUAAGUUCUCGGUACACAGAUCCCAACCCUACUGUUAGACGAGCCUACCUUAACAAAGGCAAUUUCAACGUAAUCACUGUCUGCUGGAGGCGUUUGGCUGCCAUGGACUAUGCCACUGCUGCUCGUGGGGUCCCCGCUAUUGGUAGAGGAGUUGGACAAUUCCUCAUUUUCCUGAACCGUGUGACUGGCGCUCCAUUCGACCAGAUGCAUCUGGUCGGGUUCAGUUUGGGUGCUCACGUAGUCGGUAACGCUGGAAGGGAGACUGGAGGCCGCGUUGCUCGUGUCACUGGUUUGGAUCCGGCUGGUCCUCUAUGGAACUACAACAGGGAACGACUAUCCGCCAGCGAUGGUAUCUACACCGAGUCCAUCCACACUGACGGUGGAUUAGGUGGUCUUGGCAUUGGAUCUGCUAUCACUCAGGUUGACUUCUUCCCUAACGGAGGGAACUCUCAACCUGGUUGUCUAUUGAACAUGUGCAACCACAACCGAGCCUGGGAGCUUUUUGCUGCCUCAGUCACCCACAACCACUUGAUUGGCAGAGAAUGCACGAGCACCACUCAGAUUACGUGGAAUACCUGCCGUGGUCAGCAACUGCAUCUAGGCAACGACAACUUGAGAAAGACUGGACGCGGCAUGUACAGACUGGACACUGGAAGAAAUUAUCCAUAUUAAAUUAUUUUAGACCUGACGAUAAUAUUGACAAAUUAUGUUUGGCUUCUCGACAAAUAAAUUGCUAAUAAAUACUCA